Messenger RNA from Penicillium expansum, 999 nucleotides. Its product is annotated as 4-hydroxybenzoate octaprenyltransferase. The coding region runs from base 1 to 999 and encodes 332 amino acids. The record is from RefSeq and is a predicted model, not a curated record. The transcript has a single exon. Gene Ontology annotation, molecular function: 4-hydroxybenzoate polyprenyltransferase activity. Gene Ontology annotation, cellular component: mitochondrial inner membrane. Gene Ontology annotation, biological process: ubiquinone biosynthetic process. NCBI's taxonomy places the organism in Eukaryota, Fungi, Ascomycota, Eurotiomycetes, Eurotiales, Aspergillaceae.
AUGGCGUCUUUUACUUUUUACUUCAUACCAGACGCAUGGGUUCCGUACGCCGAGCUCAUGCGUCUCGACCGGCAGUCAGGGUUCUGGGCCUUUUACUGGCACUACUUGAUAGGACUCGGUUUUGCCAUCAAUAUCCCACCACUCUCCAGCGAGAUUGAUCUGAAAGCCCUUGUGCUCCUGGCAGCCCAUUUGGGACUAUGGGCUACCGUCUUCCGCGGCAUUACCUGCACAUGGAACGACAACAUAGAUCAGGACUUUGAUCGCCAGGUCGCUCGCUGCCGACUGAGACCCAUCCCACGGGGUGCUGUCACAACGGUUCAGGCGCAUUUUUUCACUGCCGUACAGAUUGCCGUUGGAGCCUCCAUCUUGUACCCGUUUGGAAAUUUGACGUUGAUUCACGCCACCGUAAACUUCGUCCUCUUGUUCAUCUACCCCUUCCUCAAGCGCUGCACAAAUUACCCCCAAGUCGAGCUGGGAUUUGGGCUAUCUUAUGCUAUAUUUUUGGCAAGCGCAAUGGUCGGGAAAGAUCCGUUGACCCCUCUGUUGGACUCGUCGUUGGAUCUCUCCGCCCGUGUGCUCAAAGUCAUCAAAGCGCCAUUGGCUCAGUCAGCGGCUAGUUUAUACGUCGCUGGAAUUAUCUGGACUGUUAUCUUUGACACAAUUUACGCUCAUCAAGAUUACCUCGAUGACUUAAAAGCUGGCGUCAAAGGACUCGCUGUACGCUUGGGAAGAAAGGGAACAAAACCCGCCUGCUACACAGCGACUGCCGUGCAGCUCUUCUUUCUAGUGUUGGCAGGCCAACUAGCAGGGUUUGGCACACCGUACUAUGCUAUAUCGUGUGGCGUAACUGCUCUUCUGUUAGCACGGAUGAUUUGGGUCGUCGAUUUGGAAGAUAGCAACAGUUGCGCUUGGGCGUUUGGUCCUGGAAGUGGUUACGUUGGCACGGCAAUAUGCACUGGGCUUGUGGUCGACUUCUUUUCGAAGAAGUACGGAUACUGA